Messenger RNA from Metarhizium album ARSEF 1941, 1242 nucleotides. RefSeq lists its product as uncharacterized. Lineage: Eukaryota; Fungi; Ascomycota; Sordariomycetes; Hypocreales; Clavicipitaceae. The coding region runs from base 1 to 1242 and encodes 413 amino acids. The transcript has 2 exons. The record is from RefSeq and is a predicted model, not a curated record.
AUGACCAGCCAAGGCGGUGGAACCCUUUUGAACAACCAAGACGACUUACUUGCCGGACUCGAAAACAAUCCGGCUUCUGCUACGUAUCAAACUGAGGACAAUACCAACUACUUCGACUACUUGAGUUCACACGAUAAUGUGUCCGAUGCGCAGGCACAGGUUCCCUCGAACCCCUCAGACAUUACACUGACCCUUCCGCAGCAAAAUCGGAUCAGGCAGCGGUGGGAGCAAACUCAGCGGUUAACAAAUGACAUUACUCAAGUGUUUCUCAACGGCGUCCACACCACAUCUCACCAGCACCAAGGCACCCAAUUGGUACCAUCUGGAAAUCAACCUUGGCGCUUUCAACAAUGGUUCAGUCAAAACGAUCAUGAUGUUGCUCUUCAAACUGCCCAGGAGGAGCCGGUUGUUGGGGGGACCCUGCUCAGUAACGUCGGCGCAUCAUUCGACGCCAAUAUAGUGCAGCACAACCCGACUUUCGGCGUACUACCGGACAUUGGACAUGAAAGUUCACACUCUCAUCUGAACGUACUCGCCGCGCCCUUUUUGCCACCUCCCUGUGCAUCAGAUAGGCCCGCCAGCUCAGAAGGACAGAAUCAAAUACCCCAAGUGACGGAUUGGGCUCAGCAGGACAUAGAGAGAGAUGUAGGGUAUCAGCCUCCAUCGCGCGACUAUACUUGGACAUGGUCAUCCCCUUACUCGCAAAAUAAUAAUGUCGGAAGCAUAGAUGAGGCUACAACCGCCAUGUCCCACAACAAUCCAUUUGCCCUGUCGGGGGAUUCCUCUGGGCCAUUUUUUCCUCGGCCUCAUAGGCAAGAUGUGGCCACUGUUUCCAGCGCUCAACUGGCUCUGAAUGAUCCCUAUACUCAGUCCAUUGGAAUUGACCUCGUUUUCAUGACGGAGACGCACAAUAGCCCACAGCCAACCACCGAGCCGUCCCGAGUCUCUACCGCUCAACAUGGCUACUCCUCGCCCAUCCUGACGCCUCAAUCAUCAGUUCGGCAGUCGCGCAGCAUUCAUUCCAGAACGACAGGGCGGGGUCCCGGGCGAGCACCAUCGCUAUGUCGCUCCACUUCGGCGCAAACCAGCUUCAGCCACGAAUCGAAUGGCUCAGCACCAUCCAAGAGGGGCAAGCGGAAUGGCCCGAUGGAUCCCAGGAGGAACAGGAGAGCACAGGAAACCAGGAUGUUGCAGUCCGUCUGUGCGGACUGCAAACUGCGCAAAGUACAGGUUUGUCACUGA